UGAAAACAAAUGUUAAAACGAUUGUUUUAGCUACAUGGUGCUUAUUUCGACGCAGACACCGACCAAAGUUUGUGAAAAAUUUAGAAAAAAAAACGCUCAACUGUUAAAAAGUCUGUUCGGAAUUAACUUUAGUAUAAAUAAUGAAUUCUCGCACUUGUUUGCUGCUUGCAGUGUUUGCCAUUUUGCAACAAUGUUAUUCGUUGCUUGAUUUGAGCGAAAAAAGCCAACCAAGCAAGGCUGAAAGAACAGCUGCAGAAGCUAUUAAUAAACUGCUUCAGGAAAAAAUGGCUUCAAAGUUUAAAGAAGCUGCAAACGAAGUUAAAGGUGCUCUUGUCAAGCAUUUAGGUGACAGUUUGAAGAGUGCACAUAAAAAAAUGAUACAGAAAAAAAAAAAGAAAACAAAUAAGAAAACAAUUAAAAAACAAUUUAAAAGCGAUCAAGUAGCGAAGGCAAACAAAGUUUUACCUCUAUCUCACGAUACACCAAACGCAAAACUUGAUACAGGUAUACAAACGCAUGCACUCACUUCGCCUUGUCAUUUGGAAUGCAGAUCAAAAUUUUUGUCACAUUCAGUUAAAUGUCGUAAAUGCAAAGCUCACGUUGAAUCCAAAUCAAAGCUAGGAGCAGCCAUCCAUCAAAACACAGGGCCACGCAACAGAAAAAACCUUUCUACUGUGAAGCAAGCACCCACUGAAGUAACCCACAAUGUUCCCGCUUCAACCAACUAUGAUUCAAAUUCAGGAAACCAAAUUCAGCAACAAUCUGCUCAGCUGUCACCUUUACCAGUACAAAACUAUCAGUAUCAACACCCAGCACAACUUCAAAUGCAGCAAACAAACAACCAAGUUGUUUCAGCAGGAAUACCUCCAAUGGGACCCAGCGUAGCUUGCAAUCCUGUACCUACUACUUGCACUGGAAAUGACUGCAUGUCGUCAAACCCGUGUGCUGAUGUAUUUUCUCGUUUGGGUCCGUCAACAUCUUGCCCUCCAACAUGUGGGCUAGACUGUUUUGGAUAUUGUCCUACGGCUUGUUGUCGUCAUAAGAAAAAGACCAAUAUCCCGAAAAUUGUUGAAAACAAAACAAAAGAGUAACGCAAUACUUUUGGUAGUAAAGAAACAAUAUAAAAA
Hydra vulgaris (swiftwater hydra) is the source of this 1127-nucleotide messenger RNA. RefSeq lists its product as uncharacterized. The record is from RefSeq and is a predicted model, not a curated record. Lineage: Eukaryota; Metazoa; Cnidaria; Hydrozoa; Anthoathecata; Hydridae.